Messenger RNA from Penicillium alfredii, 1656 nucleotides. RefSeq names its product carboxypeptidase C PRC1 (gene cp3). The record is from RefSeq and is a predicted model, not a curated record. Gene Ontology annotation, biological process: proteolysis. Bases 1 to 1656 code for a protein of 551 amino acids. Lineage: Eukaryota; Fungi; Ascomycota; Eurotiomycetes; Eurotiales; Aspergillaceae. Gene Ontology annotation, cellular component: fungal-type vacuole. Gene Ontology annotation, molecular function: serine-type carboxypeptidase activity. The transcript is spliced from 2 exons.
AUGAGAGUUCUACCUACCACGCUGCUGGUGGGAGCUGCUUCUGCGGCUGCCCCGCCCAUUCAGCAGAUCCUCGGAGCUCCCCAGGAGCAAGUGGAGACCUUGGCCCAGCAGGGUACGAAUGCCUUCUCCAAGCCACUGCAGCAGCUCCAGGACAACUUCAAGACGCUCUCAGAUGAGGCUCGCCAGCUCUGGCAGGAAGUGUCCAACUACUUCCCAGAAUCCAUGGACCAUGCCCCCAUGCUCUCGUUGCCCAAGAAGCAUACCCGUCGCCCGGACGCGCACUGGGAUCACAUUGUCCGUGGUGCCGAUGUCCAGAAUGUCUGGGUGACUGGUGCUGAGGGCACCAAGGAGCGCGAGAUUGGAGGCAAGCUGGAGACCUACGAUCUCCGUGUCAAGAAAGUCGACCCCAGCUCCCUGGGUGUUGACCCAGAUGUGAAGCAGUACAGUGGUUACCUGGAUGAUAAUGAGAACGACAAGCACCUUUUCUACUGGUUCUUCGAGUCUCGCAAUGACCCCGUGAACGACCCGGUUGUUCUGUGGCUGAAUGGUGGCCCCGGCUGCUCGUCUCUGACUGGGUUGUUUAUGGAGCUUGGCCCGAGCUCUAUCGACAAGAAUAUCAAGGCCAAUUACAAUCCUUACUCGUGGAACUCCAAUGCCUCUGUGAUUUUCUUGGAUCAGCCCGUCAAUGUCGGGUAUUCUUACAGUGGCUCCUCCGUUAGCGACACGGUGGCCGCGGGCAAGGACGUCUAUGCCUUGCUGUCUCUCUUCUUCAAGCAGUUCCCUCAAUACGCCAAGCAAGACUUCCACAUUGCUGGCGAGUCGUAUGCCGGUCACUACAUCCCGCAGUUCGCCUCUGAGAUUCUUUCUCACAAGAAGCGAAACAUCAACCUCAAGUCUGUUCUCAUUGGAAACGGUCUCACCGACGGCCUUACCCAAUACGAGUACUACCGUCCCAUGGCCUGUGGUGAUGGUGGUUACCCGGCUGUCCUGGAUGAGAGCAGCUGCCGGUCCAUGGACAACGCUCUGCCGCGCUGCCAGCAGAUGAUUGAAGCCUGCUACAACAGCGAAAGUGCCUGGGUCUGCGUCCCGGCCUCUAUCUACUGCAACAACGCCCUUCUCGCGCCGUACCAGCGCACUGGCCAGAAUGUCUACGACGUCCGUGGCAAGUGUGAGGACUCGAGCAACCUGUGCUACAAGGGCAUGGGCUACGUUAGUGAUUACCUCAACAAGGAGGAGGUGCGCAAGGCCUUGGGUGCCGAGGUCGAGAGCUACGACUCGUGCAACUUUGACAUCAACCGUAACUUCCUUUUCCAUGGCGACUGGAUGAAGCCCUUCCACCGUCUCGUGCCCGGUUUGCUGGAGCAGAUCCCUGUUCUGAUCUACGCCGGUGAUGCCGACUUCAUCUGCAACUGGCUCGGCAACAAGGCCUGGACCGAGGCUCUCGAGUGGCCUGGCCAGUCCAAGUACGCUGCGACCCAGCUGCAGGACCUCGUGAUCGAACAGAACGAGCACACUGGCAAGAAGAUCGGCCAGGUCAAGUCCCACGGCAACUUCACCUUUAUGCGUCUCUACGGCGGUGGACACAUGGUCCCCAUGGACCAGCCCGAGUCUGGCCUGGAGUUCUUCAACCGCUGGCUGGGUGGUGAGUGGUUCUAG